AUGCCGCCAGCGUUCAUCCUGAGCCAAGAUCGAACUCUCCAUGAGAUUCAUAGUUGCAUUACUUAUAGCUUCCUUCUUC
Messenger RNA from Striga asiatica, 79 nucleotides. Lineage: Eukaryota; Viridiplantae; Streptophyta; Magnoliopsida; Lamiales; Orobanchaceae. The record is from the annotation of a GenBank genome assembly.